GUAGGGAUGGUUGGUGCAGUGAGAAAAAGAGCUAAACUCAGAUCAAGUCGUCCAAUUCUGCAUAUAGGCACAUAAGAAAUUGAUAGCACAACACAUGUUUCAAAUCUGGAAGGUGGUAGAAGAUCCUCUUCACAAGCUCAACCAAACCUCAAUGCAUCUGGUGCUAAUGGGAUUAAUUCACCCCAAGAAUUAUCUGUCCAUAAUAAUCUUUGUUAUGAAUGUACCUAUCUUGAAGGAACUGGAUCUUCUAAGGGCAGUGUACGUGUUAGAGGCAAAUAUAAAGGCCUUAACAUGGCGAAGAAAAGUAAGUCAAUAAACGAUAAACUGUUGGUAUAUUUUCCUCCGGGCGAAGAAAAUUAUGAACCAGUAGGUCCAAAUGCAAGGCGUUUGAGCAUGUGGCUAGGGUACUGUGUCCGAUCUGUAACUGAGGCACCUCUGUAUGGAUGGAAAUCUACUAUACUACCUCAAUAUAAUACUCAACUGUGGAACAUGGUCACUGAUUACUUUGAUGUGAGUCCUGAAAGCCCUCCAAAGCUGAAAAAACUAGAGGAAUUGCAUAAUACUCCUUCUUCAGAAACAUUUGAAGUAAAGCAAUUCAAGUUCAGGACACAUUGCUUCCAUGUGAUGAAAGAGAGCUAUAGAAAGUGGAAAUCAAGACUUCGUACAGAUUAUUACAAGAAGUUUGACACGGACGAAGAACGAAUGCAAAAUAUCCCUGAAGGUUUAACAACUGAAAAUUGGGAGAAAAUGCUACAAGUCUUUGCAUCAAAGGAAUUUGUGGAAUUGAGUGACAGGAAUUCAAAGAAUCGAGCAAAUCAAACACUUGUUGCAUGUACCGGACCAGUUACGUUUGCACAAGUGAACUAUGAUAUGAUUGAUGAGGAAACCGGUGAAGAACCAUUAGCUUCUGAGGCUUGGAUGGCUCAACAUGCAACUAUGAAUGACAAUAACGAGCCUCAAUGGGUCAAUAAUGAAUCAUUCCUAGCUUAUCAACAAAUAAGAAGAGUUGAAGAAGAAGUUGUACCAGUCAAUCCAAAUGUUAAUGUGUUGAAAGAGGCUUUCAAGACUCGCUCUGGUCGUAUUCCUGGUACAGGAACUGGUUGCAAGUCAAAGAGACAAGCAUCAAUCAAUACACAAGCUGGAAAAGUGGUCCAGCUCGAGGCACAAUUGGCCGCAGUGACAACAAGAUUAGAAGAACAAGCUCAACGAAAUCAAGAGCUGACAACUAGAUUAGAAGAUCAAGGAAGGCAUAAUCUAUUGUUGAACCAGAGAUUUGAGAAACUAAUGGAAAUGGUAGAAAGUCAACAACAUAUGCCAUCAUCAUCAGAAGAUACUCAAUCUGAAGAAACUCAAAGUCGGGAAGAGAGGGUUGAAGAAGAGUUUGAAAGGGAGCAACGUUAUUUGAAGGUGAUGAAUCUGAAUCGAAAGAGGAUUUCACCAACAAAAAAGUCUUCUGCUCCAAAGAAGAAGUGAUUUUUGGCUUGUGCAAGGAAGAUGGGAGUGGGACAUGAAGCAUCUUUAUGGAUCAAAUUUGAGCUAUGAUGAUUCAAGAGAAACAAAUUUUUAUUCAUCAAUAUUGUUGGCCCUAUGAAUUUCAACGUAGUUAUUUUUAUAUGAGUUUGAAUAAUUAUGAUACAUUAAGUACGAUUGUUUUAGCUAUUUAUACAUUUGGAUGCUAUUGAUUUCAUUAAUAUUUGGCUUAUAUCUUCUUUAUUUAAUUUGAUGCAAAUGUGGAUGAUAUAUGGUAUUAAAAUUUAUAUAGAAA
Linum tenue is the source of this 1765-nucleotide messenger RNA. Lineage: Eukaryota; Viridiplantae; Streptophyta; Magnoliopsida; Malpighiales; Linaceae. The record is from the annotation of a GenBank genome assembly.